Thlaspi arvense is the source of this 501-nucleotide messenger RNA. NCBI's taxonomy places the organism in Eukaryota, Viridiplantae, Streptophyta, Magnoliopsida, Brassicales, Brassicaceae. The record is from the annotation of a GenBank genome assembly.
AUGGUCACAACGAGGCUAACUAUGAUAGAUGCACAUGAAUACAUCUGUACUGUGAAGGAUACAUUUCAGGACAAUCGUGAAAUGUAUGAUACAUUUCUGAUGGUCAUGAAGGACUUCAGAACUACUAGUCUUGCCAUAGCAAAGGUUAAAGACCUCUUCAAGGGACACCGUGAGCUGAUUUUGGGUUUCAAUAAAUUCAUGCCUGAAGAUUACAAAAUAACAUUCGAGAGUGACGAACAACAUGAAAAACCUCCAGUAAAAUUUGUAGAAGCUAUUGAUUUUGUAAAGAAGGUCAAGGCAACGUUACAAAACGAUCAUGCUUUCGGGUCUUUCUUGGAGAUAAUGCAAAUGUUUCGUCAAAACAAGAAGAGUGCUGAUGAGGUCUACCAUGAGGUGUGUGAUGGCCUUUUCCGAGACCAACCUGAGUUACGUGUGGAAUUUACUUACUUUCUCCCUCGUCGUGAAAUGGGGUGGAAGUGCAAUUUGAAUAAACUGGGAUAA